AUGCAGAGUCAUGCCCAGCGCCCGCGGGGGGCCGUGAUCUUCCUCCACGGCUCAGGGGACACCGGCGGCGGCGUUCGAGACUGGCUCAGCUCCGCGUCGGGGGGCAAGUUCGAUAGGGCCAUAGCCGAGCUGGGUCUCGGGGAGGUGGUGUACCCGACGGCACCGGAGAGACGGUACACGCUCGCGGGGGGGGCGGUGUCGACAGUGUGGUUCGACCGGGAGAGGUUAAGCCCGGGGUCUCGACAGGAUCGCGCGGGCGUUCUUCGUUCUUUGCGACAGGUGGAGGACGAAGUGCGAAAGUUGGAGGACGCGGGAGUUCCCAGGAGCGGCGUGUUUGUCGGCGGGUUUUCCAUGGGGGGAUGUCUGGCGCUGGAGGCUCUCGGGGCCGAGGGGCUAGCGGGACGAUUGGCCGGGGUGUUCAGCCACGCCAGCUUCCUCAGCGACGAUUCGGCCGUGUUCGAGGUGACGGCGGGGGGGUCGGCGGCGCAAUCGUCCCGGCCAGCCCCCACCCCCGUCUACGUCACCCACGGCGCUGCCGACGGCAUGGUGAAGGUCGCCUGGGGCAGGUCUACCGCUGAGAAGCUCAAGGCCAGGGGGGGGCUCGACCUCACCUUCAAGGAGCACGUCGAGCUAGACCACGAGCUCGAAGAGGAGCAGAUUGCCGGGCUGUUGGACUGGAUAUCGACCGUUGUCGGCCGACCUGGGUUCGGGCAGGUGGUGGGGGGCGGGGACGGCCGGCAAACGUCCGCAGCGCGACGGGGGGUGUCUCCGGCAGGAGCGACCGAGGUGCUCCAUGCCGACCAAGUAGAACCUGCCUGCUCGGUGACGUACGACAUCACCGACCUUGGGGGGUGCCAGUCCCGAGCCUCAUUUCACGUACCCCCCGGAAGGGCCGCGUGGCAACGUCGUUCAUGA
Ectocarpus siliculosus is the source of this 915-nucleotide messenger RNA. Lineage: Eukaryota; Phaeophyceae; Ectocarpales; Ectocarpaceae. The record is from the annotation of a GenBank genome assembly.